UAACAAAGAUGAGGUUUUCACCCAUCUUGCCCCUCCUCCUGCUCCAGUGUCAGCAGCAGCCCAGCCACAAGCCGCGGCCUCCAGAUCUCUGAUGCCCAAAGUGAGCCAGUCCGGCCUUCGCCCCCCCGGCUUCAGCUCCAGCCGUCUCCCCGCCGGCCGCCUGGCAGCGUUCGGCUUCGUCCGGAGCUCCAGCGUGUCGUCCGCCUCCUCCGCCCACUCUGCUGAGAGCUCACAGAGUGACUCCGGCAGGACGGCUCACCGUCUGAGUGUGAGCGAGGAGCCCCCCUUCCACAGAGUGACCACCAGCCCUCCGUCCACAGACCACCAGAGGGGGGUCCCGUGUCGCAGCCAGAGCCUGCAGCCGCCCUCCACCCCCGCCCUGCCCCGACGCUUCCUGCCCGCCCCGCCAAGAAGCUCCCCUGGAGUUGUCAGGAAGGAGUUUCAGCGGAGUUCAGAGGUCACUCGUUCUCUCCCCUCCUCCCCAAAGAGGCUGGCGGUGGUUCCUCCCAAACCUCAGUCCCCGGUCCAGUCUGGGCAGCGGCCCGCAGCAGCCGUGCGGGGGUCAGCUCCCCCGGGGUCCCCUCUCCGCGUGGCCCCCCUCAGGCCGCAGCAGGAACAGCAGGAGAGCCUGCAGAGAGAGAAAGAGGAGGCUCAACAGAAAGAGAGAGAAAGACAAGCAGAGGAGAGAGAAAAAGAAAAGGAAAGGGAGGAGGUUCAGAGGCUGCAGGGACGCUGUGCGCAGCAGGAGAGGCAGCUGGGAGCUCUGAGAGAAGAACUGAAGAAGACUUCCUUGGGUCUAGAAGCCUUCAUCAUCACCACUCAGCAUUACUGCCUCAAGAAUAAAACCACAAAAGAAAAUCAAAGAAAAUUGUCCUUGGAAAUGAAAAUGAUCAGAGAGGAAAUGGCGUCCAACUCAGCGCGCUGGGAGAGACUCCACCGGGAGAAGACGGCACUGGAGGAGGCGUUUGAGCGAGAGCUGACUGAGCUGCAGCUGCAGCAGGAGGCCGAGCUCGCCGCCGUGGAGGAGGGGCUCAGGAAGGGUCACUCAGCCGAGGCCGAACACCUGAAGGAGGAGCAUCGCUCGGAGAUGGAGGAGCUGAGGACUCAGCAACAAGAACAGGUGGAGGAAAUAACUGUCAACCACCAGGCAGCCGUUCAAGAGCUCAGAGACAUGCAUAACAUCACCAUGGCAACGUUGCACGAGGAGCACGCCCGCACCAUGAGAGACUUAAGAAAAGCUCAUGAGCAACAGAAGAUGCUUCUAGAGGAGGAUUUUGAGAAACUCCGGCUUGCUCUACAGGAUCAGGUGGAUACCCUCACAUUUCAAAACGAAACUCUGAAGAACAAAGCCAAACGCUUUGAGGAAGCUUUGAGGAGGAGCACAGACGAACAGAUAGUUGAUGCUUUGGCUCCAUACCAACACAUUCAGCAAGAUCUAAAGAGCUUAAAGGAGGUUGUGGAAAUGAAGAACCAGCAGAUCCACCAGCAAGAGAAAAAGAUCUCGGACCUGGAGAAAGUGCAGGCCCAAAAGAACGUGUUCCUUGAGGAGAAGGUGCAGGUUCUACAGCAGCAGAAUGAAGAUCUCAAGGCUCGUAUUGACAAUAACCGAAGCGUCUCCCGGUGAGACACAUUCUGACUCUUCAUCCCAUACAUUUAGUCUGUCUCUGUUUAAAGGUCACCUACUAUGCAAAAUCCACUUGUU
Molecule: messenger RNA, 1702 nt
Organism: Notothenia coriiceps (black rockcod)
Lineage: Eukaryota; Metazoa; Chordata; Actinopteri; Perciformes; Nototheniidae
Product: microtubule-associated tumor suppressor candidate 2-like
Exons: 13
Coding region: 92-1624 (510 amino acids)
Cellular component (GO): nucleus; cytoplasm
Molecular function (GO): microtubule binding
Source: RefSeq, a predicted model, not a curated record